Messenger RNA from Electrophorus electricus (electric eel), 2424 nucleotides. It is a transcript of the gene spata2l, whose product is annotated as spermatogenesis associated 2-like. Gene Ontology annotation, cellular component: cytoplasm. Lineage: Eukaryota; Metazoa; Chordata; Actinopteri; Gymnotiformes; Gymnotidae. The record is from RefSeq and is a predicted model, not a curated record.
AAGUUUUCUUGUUUUCGCUUUGGUUUUCAACAUUACGCUCGUCACCUGAUUUUCUGUUAACUUUUUAUAUUCUCAGCAGGGGUUAAGUUUGAUCGAUAACGUUGAAGAAAGUCAACUUGUCGGCAGGUUGUGAAUCUGUUUGAUGUGUUCGUGCUGUUUAAUCGUGUGUCGGUUCACUGUCAGAUUUGAUCGUGUCGAUUAAUCGUGGUCGAUAAACUGGCUGCCGGUAGAGAAACUAACUCAACCAGGCACCAUUAUCCAACCUAGAGCACUGCUUUUAAAUGCGGGAGUUGUCUUCAUGUUAUCUCUCAUCAUCUAGCCAGACAGUUGAGUUGUCUAGCUUUGUUUGGCAUUAGUCUAAAGUCGCUUCCGUUUUGUUUGGGUCGCUGUAAUGGUGAGUUGUGAACAAAAGCUUAACUUAAACGAGUCGAUUAAAACGGCGAAAUAUCUGUCAGAUGACACUCUAUUCUAGCCGGAAAAAGCAGUUUUCAAAGGAUGAUUGCUGCAUCUGGUGAAAAGAAGACUCGUCUCUUAGAGAUGUAUCAUACCAGCCUGGAACGUCAGAUCCAGCGAGGGAACUGGAGUCCAGUGUGCCGAGAUGAGGAGCUGUAUAAGGAGACAGAGGGACUUCUGUCCAAAGGCAGUUGCCAUGAUACCCACUCUGCAGUUGGGUUCGACCCACUGUCAGUGAUGGAAGCCUCACUCCAAGCUCAGCUGUUCACCUCAGGGCAAACUGGACUGGGAAGGCUGGCUAAGGCCUUUGAGGUGUUGGAGCUUGCAGCAUUGAACCUCUACCUUUGUCCCUGGCGGAAGGAGUACAGGGUUGUGAAGAUGUUUUCAGGCAUGUUCACACACUAUGUCAAACCUGCUCUGACGCCACUGCAAGUCGAAGAGCUGUUUGGGUUGCUGGGAUAUGUGCCGGGCGGUGCUGGCGACGAGGAGCAGCUGAGGUUGAGGUCCAGGCCGGUUCCUGCGGAUGCUCUCCUGACGCUGGCCCAUGCGUUCUUCACCGCACGUGUGGAAUGCAGCCUGCAGCUCUGUGCCUUGGCUCCUGUGUCCCACGGUGUGCAACAAGAGCUCCAGCUGGUCCAAGAGAGGCUGCAAGGCCACAGCCUGAAGGUGGCGCUAGAGAGGACGAGGAGAAUGGUAAAGUCCACACCCCAGAACUCCAACCGUGAUCUGUCAGAGCUAGACAUGUACACGGAUCAAAGUCCGGCGUCCGGGUGGCAGACGGAGAGUGAUCACAUGGCCGCACCACCCAACUAUGCUUACAUUCCACCUGAAGAAACUCUUCCACCCAGAGCGUCCCACGGUAGCAGUUCUCAGUCAGAGAGAGUGAGUGAGGAAAACACUGGCAAAGCACAGACCGUCUGUGUCUCAACAGCGACUUAUCAGAUGAGCCCAAAGACUCGCCUCUCUCCCACACAGAGGACGGUGUCAAGCCAGAAGCCUACGACGACGUCGGAAAAUAAAAAUCAAGUCGUUGCAGUAGGUUCCCAAAUAAAUGAGUCAAGAGUAGGGCAACGGGCGUGCAGCUGUUUUAAACCAGCCGACAUGUAUGCUCAUCAGUGCAUCCAGUGCAGAGAAGUUCAUAGUGUGGAUUGUUCUCGAUUUACGAUCUGCAAAGAGCAAGGCCAUGAUCUACAGCGUGUGCAGCCGCAUGGAGCAGAGAGGCUCACGUCAGACAGCAGCCAGAGCUGGGAAAGUCCCCAAAAAGAUGUUCUGAAGACACACAGCUGCAUGAACGACUCCCAGGCCGACUUCUUCGUAGUGUGCCACAACUGUCACGACAUUCACGACUUCAGGUGCGAGGAUUUCAAGAGGUGUCAAGGUCUGUCGCACUAUGUGCAGGUCACCGGAAAGUUGCGGACACCUCAGGGGGAAAGAAGAAUGACUACAUCUCCAGAGAGACACUCGUGUCUUUCUACGGAAAGUCCAGAUUUUGUAGUCUGCCAUACCUGUAACAAAUCUCACGACUACCUAUGUGGAGACACGCUGGUCUGUCUGAAAUCCAAUCAUGCUGUGAAAUACCAGGUGGAAGUGACCCAAGGUGAACCCUACACCCCACCCGUGCCCAUGGCUUUACACGAGUGCUGUGUCUCCACAAAGCCUGACUUCGCUUGCCUUACUUGCAAGGCCUUCCACGCUCCUCCUUGCGACGAGCAGUGUCUUAAAAAAACCCAUAAAAUCCAGAAGCUCUUGCACGUUUGCAUCACAUGCACAGACGCUGACCCAUACACCCUGUGCAGGUACUGCUGUGGCCAGUACUGCAAGCCCUGCUGGUUUAAGAGCCCCGUGACCUGCAAGUGUGGUAUGCUGUUUGAGUCCUCCUCUGUCUGAAAGGAGCUCAGCGCUAAUGCUCACGUGUGGCUUUCAUACGCACUCAUUGUGAGGAAGUAAAUAAAAAGACAUAAUACACAUUCA